AAACGAAAUUGCAGCAACGCAUUUCCGUUUUCCUCCGUUAAUUAAAAUAAGCCUUUUUUUUCCAGAAACCUUGUCUUUUUUUUUUGGUGAAAUUUCCUGCCGGCCAUGUCUGCUUCCGACACCAAUAAGUUGCUUGUCACAGAUCUCGCCGCCGCCGUACAACAAGUUCCUUCCAGGUACAUACGCCCCAUCUCCGACCGUCCAAAUUUCUCCGACGUCCAACAAUCGGACGGCUACUCUUUCUCCGUCAUUGACCUUAAUGGCCUCCACGGCCCCUCUCGCUCCGAUAUCGUUGACCAAAUUGGCCGUGCCUGUGAGCGUGACGGUUUCUUUCUGGUGAAAAACCAUGGAGUGUCGGAGGAGAUGAGCAAUGGAAUGAUGAGUUUAGCGAGGGAGUUUUUCCGGAUGCCGGAGGCCGAGAGACUGAAAAGCUAUUCCGAUGACCCGACAAAGAAGACGAGGCUGUCGACGAGUUUCAAUGUGAAGACAGAGAAGGUGGCAAAUUGGAGAGAUUUCUUAAGACUCCAUUGUUACCCUCUUCACCUUUAUGUCAAUGAAUGGCCUUCCAACCCUCCAUCCUUCAGAAAAGAAGUAGCUGAGUAUUGUACUAGUAUGAGACAAUUGACCUUAAAGCUACUAGAGGCAAUUUCUGAGAGCUUGGGCUUGCCAAAGGACUCCAUAGCCAACUCAAUUGGAAGCCAUGGCCAACAUAUGGCCUUGAACUAUUAUCCUCCAUGUCCACAGCCAGAGCUCACCUAUGGCUUGCCCUGCCACACUGACCCCAACCUCAUCACUCUCCUCCUCCAAGACCAAAUUCCCGGCCUCCAAGUCUACCACGAUGGCGCUUGGGUCGCCCUCAAUCCUAUCCCUGACACCUUCAUUGUCAACAUCGGCGACCAGAUGCAGGUGCUCAGUAAUGAUAGAUACAAGAGCGUGCUUCAUCGGGCUGUUGUGAACAAUGUAACCGAGCGAAUCUCAAUACCAACAUUUUAUUGUCCAUCGCCGGAGGCAAUGAUCGGGCCAGCAAAGGAGCUUAUUGACAGCGAACAUCGAGCUGUUUAUAGACACUUUACUUAUUCUGAAUAUUACAAGACGUUUUGGAGUGGAGAACUUGAUACUCGAAGAUGCUUAGAUUUGUUUAGAGUUGAAUGAUUUAGUCCAAUUGAUCAGAGUCAUUAGGCUAAUUUCAAAUUUACAAAAAUUUUCCCGUUAUGGGGUUUUUGGCCCUCAAGUUGGAUUGGGUUGAGUGGGUAAAAAAAAUCUACCCACCGUUUGGUUCACCAAUUAUUAAAGAUGCUUAUUACCUUGUUAUUCAUGUUAACUCACAUCGUUAUUUGCA
Molecule: messenger RNA, 1339 nt
Organism: Benincasa hispida (wax gourd)
Lineage: Eukaryota; Viridiplantae; Streptophyta; Magnoliopsida; Cucurbitales; Cucurbitaceae
Product: protein DMR6-LIKE OXYGENASE 2-like
Source: RefSeq, a predicted model, not a curated record